Messenger RNA from Suillus fuscotomentosus, 717 nucleotides. RefSeq lists its product as uncharacterized. Gene Ontology annotation, biological process: DNA damage response; fatty acid metabolic process. The record is from RefSeq and is a predicted model, not a curated record. The coding region runs from base 1 to 717 and encodes 238 amino acids. The transcript has 3 exons. Gene Ontology annotation, cellular component: mitochondrial matrix. Lineage: Eukaryota; Fungi; Basidiomycota; Agaricomycetes; Boletales; Suillaceae.
AUGCACACCUUACGAACCAGGUCCGCUGGCCUCCCGGAAGGAUUCAAGUUUUUCCCGGAAUUUCUGUCCCUCUCCGAGCAACGCACAAUGCUCUCCGCCGCACUCUUUAAACUCGACUCUACCGAAACCAAACACGCUCGGAAGAAACGGAGGGACUUCCUUGCCAACCACCCGCAGGAGCAUCGUGUGAUUGAGGACAUUUUCCUUCCCGACGCAUACUAUAAUUUCCAAGAGGGCCAUUAUGAUGGCGUGAUACGACAUUAUCGUGAGAUGCACUUGUCAUCCUGGCCGGAGGAUCAGAAUCCGGGUCUUUCGUGCAUUCUAGCUCGUUUGCAAGGGCUAUAUCCAACCUCGAACAUACAAACACAUCUUCUACACCUAUCAUCCGCAGGGGAGAUUCUCGAGCAUGUGGAUAAUAUAGAAGCCAGUGGAACUUGGAUUCUCGGUGUCAGCCUUGGGGCCGCCAGAAUAUUACGGAUGGAGUCGACAAGCAACCCAGAAGCGUCCUUCGAGGUUCUACUCCCAUCGGGUAGUGUUUAUUUGCAAAUGCAAGUGCAGUCGAUAUGCCUUCAGCUUGAAGCUAAAAGUCAAAGUAGGGACAGCGUGCGGUAUGACUAUAAGCACUCUGUACUAAAAGCGGGCGGUGACAUCAAGGCUGGCCAACGAGUCAGUAUAAUGAUCAGAGACCGAAAGGAAGUGCCUACAUUCAACACAUAA